GAAAAAUGCUGUUUGAAAGUACUAUGCCUGCCAAAAUGUAUCCAUACAAUGUGCCUCCACCGAUACAGGGCCCAACGGCGGUUCCCGUACCGAACAUAAGAUUGCACGGAGCCACUUUUGGUGCCGGAACGCUAGACCCGAAUGGACUUUUGGACACACACGAACUUCACCCAACACUGGUACCACUGAAACCGACUCUACUCACAACUCAGGCAGCCGCCCCGACCGUAACCCAGCAGCAACAGAUUCAGCAACAGAUCCAGCAGCAACAGGUACAGGCACAGGUUCAGCAACAACAACAGCAGGCACAGCAACAGGCACAACAGCAAGCUCAGCAGCAGGCACAGCAGCAGGCUCAGCAGCAGCAGGUGCAGGCGCAACAACAGCAGCAGGUGAAUGGAGCGAGCGCCAACGGUUGCCCCAAGGGAGGCAAUGCCAGCAAUGGCAGCUCAUCAGGCCGCUCGACACCGAACAACGGUAGCGACCCGGCGCCGGGGAAACUGUUUGUUGGAGGAUUGAGCUGGCAAACGUCGUCCGAAAAGCUGAGCGAGUACUUCGGCAUGUUUGGCACGGUUACGGACGUACUGAUCAUGAAGGAUCCCGUCACACAGCGAAGCCGAGGGUUCGGUUUCAUCACAUUCCAGGAACCGAACAGCGUGGACAAAGUUCUACAGGUACCAAUCCACACGCUCGACGGUAAGAAGAUUGAUCCGAAACACGCUACACCGAAAAAUCGACCCAAGACGCAGUCAAACAAAACGAAGAAGAUUUUUGUUGGUGGCGUAAGCCAGGACACGUCAGCCGAGGAGGUGAAGGCCUACUUCAGCCAGUUCGGCAAGGUCGAGGAAACGGUGAUGCUGAUGGAUCAGCAGACGAAGCGCCACCGCGGGUUCGGUUUCGUCACGUUCGAGAAUGAGGAUGUCGUCGAUCGGGUGUGUGAAAUUCACUUCCACACCAUCAAAAACAAGAAGGUUGAGUGCAAGAAGGCCCAACCGAAGGAGGCGGUUGCUCCGACCGCACAGCAGCUGCUGCAGAAGCGCAUCAUACUGGGCAAUCUGGGCGUUCCGAUGGCAGCGGCCGCACCGAAUUCGGCCGCCGCUGCACGUCUCGUUGGGGCGGCCCAGGCAGGCGGUAAUCCGGGUCUGGUGAAUCCGCUCGCAACCAACCAGCUGUUGGUGCAGGCGCAGGCUCAAGCUGCCCAGGCUGCUGCGGCAGCCGCCGCCAUGCAAGUACAAAAUGGUUUCGGCAAAGUCUUUACUACAUAUCCACCGCAACUGCAUAGCUUUAGAUACUCGCCAUACUCCAUUCCAUCGGCAGCAGCCGCCGCCGCGAAUGCAGCCGCCGCUGUUAAUCCACUGUCGGGCGUGGCCGCCAGCCAGGCCGCCCAGGGUCAGCCGCAACAGGUGCCGCAUCCGACGUCCGUGGCCGGAGCAACGGUGGCUACGCAAGCUGCCCCACAGCAGACGAGCCAGCAGGCAGCAGCCGCCGCACAGAUGGCCGCCGCCGGGCUGACGAGCCCUUACCCGGGAUACAGCCUGACCAACGUUGAUAUGUCGAGCUUCCAGGGCGUCGACUGGGGUUCGCUGUACGGCAUGGGAAUUAUCGCACACGGUACAAGAUUUGGUGUUCAUUUGGAACAUGACCGACCCGCUGGUAGUCAACCCGGAAAUAGAGUUACCACAGCUGGAUAUCAGCAACAACUACACCACCGACUGCACGAUCGAGUACUCGACCGGUAA
Anopheles marshallii is the source of this 1739-nucleotide messenger RNA. RefSeq names its product RNA-binding protein Musashi homolog 2 (gene msi). Lineage: Eukaryota; Metazoa; Arthropoda; Insecta; Diptera; Culicidae. The transcript is spliced from 7 exons. Gene Ontology annotation, molecular function: RNA binding. The record is from RefSeq and is a predicted model, not a curated record. Bases 6 to 1739 code for a protein of 577 amino acids. Gene Ontology annotation, cellular component: cytoplasm.